CUAUCGCCGCCUCGAGUCGAUCAGCAAAGGCUCGGAAUACAUCUUGACAACAGAGAAGGGAACACAAAUUUCAUGUUCAACAAUGUCAAAGCUUGUGGAAAGAGAGUGGCUGAGGCAUGCUAAAGCACUUGGCAGGCCUCUGCCACGUCUCACUGCGACCAUGUGCAGGAAGAUGGCGGUGACAGCCCUGAGAAACUCUGGCGGGGACCGGGAGGCCCAGAGGUCCCUGGCCAAACAUAUGGCUCAUUUGCCGUCGACAGCCGACCGCUAUUAUGACAGGUGUUCCGACCGUCAGAACAGAGCGAAAGUCCUACAAACAGUGAAGGAGCGCUAUAUGAAGAAAGCACAGGUGGUAGAGGAAGAGAAGAAGGAGGAUGACGACGACAGCGAUUCGGAUAUGAUUAGAUUUAACACCACCAAUAUAGAGGUGUCACGAUUCGUCGCGAUGCAAAAUGUGUCCUUACAUACCAGACUGAUGACAGAAUCACUCACGUCAGAGCAUUUUGCUGAAGUGUUAAAGAAGUGUUGUUGA
Mizuhopecten yessoensis (Yesso scallop) is the source of this 532-nucleotide messenger RNA. RefSeq lists its product as uncharacterized. Bases 83 to 532 code for a protein of 149 amino acids. The record is from RefSeq and is a predicted model, not a curated record. The transcript has 4 exons. Lineage: Eukaryota; Metazoa; Mollusca; Bivalvia; Pectinida; Pectinidae.